AUGAUCAGAUAUGAUCAGAUAAGAUCCAUGAGGUUCCGAUUCCCUGUCAGGGGUCCAAAGGACGCUCCCGUCGUCGACGAGACAACCCCUCAACAGGACGCAGAGACGCCCAUUGACGACUCUAAGGAGAAGACCGCCGUUGACAACAAGGCUCAUGACUCUGAAGGCGAGGAGUCCCUUUCAGACUACGAGCAUGGUGUCGCGGCUGCUCGGGCUCUGGCCCAGGUCUGGACCAAAAAGCAUUUGAUCGUGGCGUACAUUUUAAUCUGGCUGGUCUGCUUCAUUCAAGCCUUCUCAUCUGGAAUCAUCGGCACUUUGACACCUUACGUCACUAGCAACUUCCAGGCUCACUCUCUCACUGCCACGACAAGCAUCGUUGCCUCCCUUGUGUCUGGUCUGAUUAAGCUUCCUUAUGCAAAACUCAUGAACAUCUGGGGCCGUCCUCAGGCAUUUGGAUUCAUGAUCAUUGUCAUGACAACUGGCUUGAUCAUGAUGGCUGGCUGCAACAAUGUGAAGACUUACGCCGCCGCUCAAGUCUUUUACAGCACCGGCUACAGUUGUAUCGACUUCACAACAACCAUCUUCAUUGCCGACACAUCAUCUCUGAAGAGUCGAGCGUUCAUGAUUGCCUUUGCUGGAUCGCCAUGGAUUGCUACUGUCUGGGCUUAUGGUCCCGCAGCACAGAGCGCUCUCGAUGGUGUGGGAUUUAGAUGGGGUCUUGGUGUCUGGGCUAUCGUCUACCCAGUCGUUACCGUGCCCCUCUUCGCAUUGUUCUACUAUAACCAGAAGAAAGCCGAGAAACAGGGUUUGGUGCCAGAGAAGCCAACAUCCAACCGAAACUGGAAGGAGUCGAUUGUGUAUUACUUCAAGGAAUUCGAUGUCAUCGGACUCCUGCUGGCCGCCACUGGUCUCGCUCUAUUCCUGCUGGCGUUCUCUCUCUACUCCUACCAGAAGGACACCUGGAAGUCUCCUUUGAUCAUCUGCUUCUUCAUCUUCGGUGGCUUGCUUGUUAUUGCCUUCGCCCUCUGGGAGAAAUACCUCGCCCCUGUCACCUUCAUUCCGUGGCAUUUGAUGACUGACAGAACUGUGUUCUUCACCUAUACCAUGGUGGCAAGCAUUUACUGCGCCUGGUACAUCUGGGAUACAUACUUCUACUCCUUCCUCAUUGUGGUGUUCAACCAAAGUGUUACGCACGCAAGCUACAUCAGCAACAUCUACACAGUCGGAGCCUGCACCUGCUCGCUUAUUAUGGGAGUGAUCAUUCGCUUCAAUGGUCGACUGAAGUGGCUGGCUCUGUACUUCGGUGUGCCACUGACCGCUCUGGGUGUUGGUCUUAUGAUCCACUUCCGUCAGCCCGACCAGGAUAUCGGCUACAUCGUCAUGUGCCAGAUCUUCGUGGCUUUCGGUGGUGGUGUCUUGGUUAUCUGUGAGCAGAUGACCGUCAUGGCCGUCUCCUCCCACCAGAACAUUCCCGCUGUCUUGGCCAUGGAAAGCAUGAUCGCCAGCGUUGGCGGCGCCAUCGGUUAUGCCAUCGCUGCUGCUAUGUGGACGGGCAUCUUCCCCAACAAGCUCAUGAAGUACCUACCGGCUGAUGCCCAGGCUGAUUUCGCCAGCAUCUAUGGUGACCUGACGGUCCAGUCCUCUUACCCGAUCGGAUCUCCUACGCGCGACGGCAUCAACCACGCCUACGGCGAGACCCAGAAGCUCAUGCUGAUUGCUGCGACCUCUCUGUACACCAUCACACUUGCUUCAGUGCUUAUGUGGAGGAGCAUCAAUGUCAAGAACAUCCAGCAGGUCAAGGGUCUUGUGUGGUAA
Molecule: messenger RNA, 1815 nt
Organism: Phaeoacremonium minimum UCRPA7
Lineage: Eukaryota; Fungi; Ascomycota; Sordariomycetes; Togniniales; Togniniaceae
Product: putative siderophore iron transporter protein
Exons: 3
Coding region: 1-1815 (604 amino acids)
Biological process (GO): transmembrane transport
Molecular function (GO): transmembrane transporter activity
Source: RefSeq, a predicted model, not a curated record